Molecule: messenger RNA, 1767 nt
Organism: Cylindrotheca closterium
Lineage: Eukaryota; Bacillariophyta; Bacillariophyceae; Bacillariales; Bacillariaceae
Source: the annotation of a GenBank genome assembly
AUGAAGUACUGCAAAUAUGGAUCAAUAGAAGAUGGUGAUGACCUUCGACCUGAAAAUACAGAUUUAUCAUCUGGUGGGGCGGAAAAGCAAUACUUACAACCAACCCGAUUACGCUUCAUUGUAUCAGCCUUGUUUAUGUUGGUGGUAGCUUUUGUUCUCGCGGAGACUCUACACAUUCCAUUCAAGAACAUUCAUACAUUUCAAGAUGAAGAAUCCUCGUUGAUACAGGACACAUCAAACAGCGUCGUCCUGUCGUCAACCACCUCUUCAUCUGCGCUGUUAGCUUCGGAAAAUUCUACUUCCUUGGAAUCUUUUCAAUGGCGGAGGGUUUCGAAUGGCAACUUUUACGUUGGCUAUUUGGAGUUCUGCAAUAUUGGCAAUGAUACUUUCUUUUAUCGAACCGCAGUGUCUCCUACAAAUUCAUCUUCCAUCCCAUGCGAGAAUUCGAAAUCGACAGUAUCACCAGUCAUUCGGAUACGUCCCAGAAUGAAUUACAAACUCAUUCUAAUCAAUCGAUCAAAUCAGCCUACCAACUUACAUACACACGGUUUUCAUGUCUCCGGGGUUGGGAUCUCUGACGAUAUCACAAGAAAAGUGGACCCUGGAUUCUGCUUGGAAUAUCACUAUCGAAUAAAAGACAAUGCAGAUGUCGGAACCUUUUGGUAUCAUUCCCAUCGGCAUCCUAUUUCAUCAAAGCAAGUUGCAGGAGGCGCCUAUGGGCUCCUCAUCAUUGACGAACCACACAUGGAUACCUUUCCACUGCAUUUGCAACGGUUCUUCCGAAAUGAAGUGCUACUACAAUAUGCUGGCAUACGUCACAAAGACAAGAUUCAUCGAACACAUCUUUUGAAUGGACGCAAAGAAGCAAUGAACAUUACCAUGAACAGCAACGAGUACUACUACUUUCGAGUAUCUUUCGUCGUCAUAUCUGACCCCGUUUCGUACUUUGAAAUCUUGCCGGAGGGUGCUUGUGAAGCACGACCAAUGGCCUACGAUGGAGUCUUUCGAAGUACCUUGCCACAUCCGGAAUCGAGUGCCAAACACAUGUUAACUUUGUCGUCCCGACUGGAUCUUGCCAUGAAGUGCACAGACGAUGCUCAAGUUGUCUUUCAUCAGGGUGAACUAUCAAGUGGUGCCGGGCUAUUGAACAUUCGAGUUAUUGGAGACGACAAUGAUGCCAGCAAGGAGACCAAAAGUAAACAAGUUCGGGCAUCCCCAUAUUGGGAUGCUGAACAAGAGACUAGCUGGACCCCUCGGCGGCCAUACUACAUGCCAGAUUUGGUCAAUGUCAAUACCAAUUUCUGGAAAGUGAAUAAGUGGAAUGUCACAAUGGACUCUGUCAUGGUGACCAAAGGAAAUGAUACUAAACCGGUAAAGAAAUGGUCCAUCAAUCAGAUGCGUUGGGACCCUGAUAUUGCUAUACGAGAGCUGCAACUGGGGCAGCUAGUAGAGUGGACGUUAGUGAACACUGGUCCACACCCGUUCCAUAUACAUGUCAAUAAAAUGCAGAUCGUUCAGGAGGGAGGGUGUGGAUAUCGAUACGAGGAGGGAGAGUACUACGACACAAUCUCUUCGGAGGAACCGUGUUUAGUCAGACUACAAUUUUGGGAUUUUUCGGGAAGGAUCGUGGCUCACUGUCAUAAGUUGUCCCAUGAAGACCAUGGGAUGAUGGUUUGGAUAGACGUGAUGGGCAGUGAUCAUGGAGUCAAUGGGACUAAACAAGCAGAAUGUAGUGACUUUGCUUUGCUGGACCCGCAGGGACCGUGA